AUGGCCACGUCAUGCCCAGUAUCCGCAACCCCUCGUCAUCCUUCCGAACCGGAGCUCAUCAAGUCGUACCUCCUCGGUCGGAUCACGAAGGACUUGUCAUGGGAAUUCAUCCACGACGCCGACGUCUACACCGCGGACCCGGCCAGCCUCACUGGCAAGUUUCUCCCGGCAAGCGACGACAGUGACGAGAAAGUGUGGUACUUCUUCUCGCCGGUGAGGACGAAGAACGUUCGCGGCCAGCGCAAGGCGCGGACGCUUGAAUCCGGGGCGGGAUGCUGGCACUCUGAGGCAGGCACGAAGGCCGUGGAGGACGGCGACGGUCACCGCGUGGGAUGCCGUCAGUUCUUCUCCUUCGUCUACAAGCACAACGGUCAACGGAUCCGGACUGGGUGGUUGAUGGUGGAACUCCGGCUCGACCGCGAACAGGUGGAGAAGAUGCCGUCGGACGACCCGGAUCUGGUCUUGUGCAAAAUUUACUUCACACCACGUGUGUCAUCUUCAACUGCGCAUGCCACGGCAGAGGCUGCUGAUGACGAGAUUGGAGGUAAAAGGAAGAACGACGACCAGAGUCCCGACGAAGCACCUCCAGUAAGACAGCGUUGUUGCCAUAAUCUGCCUAAAGCAACCGCUUCGAGCAAUGUGGUGACCACCGUCAUGGACGAAGACGUGCCUUCAGCUCGAACGACGCCGCCGUCGACUUCAGCUCCAACGUCGUCGAUGUUGCAGUCGCGGCGGGAGAGGUUAUCCUGUUCGUCGCUCGCAGCCGAAGACGAGCCCGCGACGGUUUUUCCUGCUGAGAGCAGCAUCAGUGCCACGCGCAUCGUGGCGCCACCUUAUUUCGUACUUCCUUCCUCGGAUUACAGCAGACAAGAAGUAUAUGUAGUUUGCAGAGGUGACUGCAGUUUAACUCAUCAGAUUAUUAGAGGUGAUUGUCGUGUAACCAUUACAAUUUGUAGGGGCGAUUGCCACGUCGCCUGA
Molecule: messenger RNA, 978 nt
Organism: Aegilops tauschii subsp. strangulata
Lineage: Eukaryota; Viridiplantae; Streptophyta; Magnoliopsida; Poales; Poaceae
Source: RefSeq, a predicted model, not a curated record